Cordyceps fumosorosea ARSEF 2679 is the source of this 1416-nucleotide messenger RNA. Its product is annotated as Aminotransferase class-III. Gene Ontology annotation, cellular component: cytosol. Gene Ontology annotation, molecular function: transaminase activity; pyridoxal phosphate binding. The transcript has a single exon. NCBI's taxonomy places the organism in Eukaryota, Fungi, Ascomycota, Sordariomycetes, Hypocreales, Cordycipitaceae. The coding region runs from base 1 to 1416 and encodes 471 amino acids. The record is from RefSeq and is a predicted model, not a curated record.
AUGGCGGCCGGAAACGACAUGACAAAUGGCACGCAGAUCAAUGCCGCUCAUGAUGAAUCCCACGUAUUGCAUAACUCGCUCGUCUCGAAGCCGCCCACAGUCGCGUCUGCGUCAGGGUCUUACAUCACCAUGUCCACGGGGCAGCGCGUGCUCGACGCCUGCGGCGGUGCUGCUGUCACCAUCAUUGGCCACAAUGACCCCGACGUCAACGCUGCCGUCGCGGAGCAAAUGACCAAAGUCUGCUACACCCACACCGUGGCCUUUACCACGAAUGCCGCUGAGGAGUUGGCAGACUACAUCCUCGGCGAGAACCCUCAUGGACUUACCCGGGCGUUCUUCGUGUGCUCCGGCAGCGAGGCCAUGGACUCAGCUCUCAAACUUGCACGACAAUACUAUGUUGAGAUUGGCCAACCUGAGCGGACGCACAUCGUCUCGAGACACCGAGCAUACCAUGGCAAUACCGUUGGAGCAAUGAGCGUGGGCAGUCAUGUUUCGAGAAGAGCCCCAUUCGAAGAGGCGUUGAUGCUCGAUAACGUGAGCUUCGUGAGCCCGACAUAUGCCUACCGACACCAGCUUCCCGACGAGGAGGAGGAGGAGUACGCCGCGCGGCUAGUUGAAGAGCUGGACCAGCAUUUCCAGGCGAAGGGGCCAGGUACUGUCAUGGCCUUCAUAUCCGAGCCUGUCGGCGGCGCGACCGCCGGGUGUCUCACAGCGCCCAAAGGGUACUAUCAGGGCGUCCGCCGCGUUUGCGAUAAAUACGGCAUUCUUCUCAUCCUGGACGAAGUCAUGUGCGGUAGCGGACGGACGGGAACAUAUUUUGCCUUUGAGCAAGAAGGCGAGGGUAUGUACCCCGACCUCAUUACCAUGGGAAAAGGACUGGGCGGAGGCUUCGCCCCCAUGGGAGCCGUUCUCGCCCACGACAAGGUCAUCAAGGGUUUCCAAAAGGGAAGCGCCUGGUUCGUACACUCGCAUACCUACCAAGCUCAUGGAGUCGGCUGCGCCGCUGCUCUCGCUGUCCAAAAGGUGCUUCGCCGGGACCAGCUUGUCGAGCGGUGCGCCGCCAAGGGCAAGUGGCUUCACGAGGCACUGGUGACUACAUUUGGCGACCGUAAAUACGUCGGUAAUAUCCGUGGUAAGGGCUUGUUCUGGGGCAUUGAGUUUGUGAAGGACAAGAUGACAAAGGAGUCGUUUGAGCCGAGUCUACGCUUCACUUGGCUCAUUGUUGACGAAGCGCUACGGCGUGGACUGUCUGUAUACCCGGGAGCCGCUACCGCGGACGGGUUCAAGGGUGAUCACAUCAUCAUUGCUCCUCCAUACAAUAUGUCGGAUGAAGAGUUUGAUGAGAUGCUACGUUUGUUGAAGGACACCUACGACAUGGUCGAGAAGCAGGUAGAGGCCCUCGCCGAUGGCAAGUAA